AUGGCGAGCGCAGCCCGGGCCCCGAGGCCGUGGCCCCCGCUCGGGCUCCUGCUCCCGGCCGCGGCGCUGCUCGGGACGCUCGGGCCACAGGAGAGAGGGGUGGCUCCGCCUGGAAAUUGCCGAGAAUCUGACACUUUCCCAGCGCAGGUCCAGACUUUCAGGCCCGAGAGCCUCCUGCUGGUGUCCACCCUGGAUGGAAGUCUCCAUGCUGUGAGCAAGCAGACCGGGGACUUGAAGUGGACACUGAAGGAUGAUCCCACCAUCCAAGGACCAAUGUACGUCACCGAAACAGCCUUUCUCUCAGACCCAGCUGAUGGCAGCCUGUACAUCUUGGGGGCCCAGAAGCAACAGGGCUUAAUGAAACUGCCAUUUACCAUCCCAGAGCUGGUUCACACCUCUCCCUGCCGCAGCUCCGAUGGGGUAUUCUACACAGGCCGGAAGCAGGAUACCUGGUUUGUAGUAGAUCCCGAGUCAGGGGAGACUCAGAUGACACUGACCACAGAGGGGCUGUCUGCCCCCCGCCUCUACAUCGGCCGAACACAGUACACGGUCACCAUGCAAGACCCAAAAACCCCAGCCCAGCGCCGGAACACCACAUACCGCCGCUUCUCAGCACUCCCCUCAGACGGCUCACCUGGGAAAUAUGUGAGCUACUUGGCAUCCUGCGGGAUGGGCCUGCUGCUGAGCGUGGACCCGGGAAGCGGGGCGGUUCUGUGGACACAGGACCUGGGCAUGCCUGUGACAGGUGUCUACACCUGGCACCAGGACAGCCUGCGCCAGCUGCCUCAUCUCACGCUGGCUCGGGACACCUUGCAUUUCCUCGCUCUCCGCUGGGGCCACAUCCGCCUGCCUGCCUUAGGCUCCCAGGACACAGCCACUUACUGCUCUGCUUCAGACACCCAGCUCCUGAUGACACUGUAUGUGGGAAAAGAUGAGGCUGGCUUCUAUGUCUCUAAGGCCUUGGUCCACACGGGGGUGGCCCUCGUGCCUCGUGGACUGACCCUGCCCCCCAUGGAUGGCCCCACCACUGAUGAGGUGACACUGCAAGUCUCCGGGGAGCGAGAGGGCUCACCCAGCACUGCGGUCAGAUACCCCUCAGGCAGCGUGGCCCUCCCCAGCCAGUGGCUGCUCAUUGGACACCACGAGCCACCCCCAGUGCUGCACACCACCAUGCUGAGGGUCCAUCCCUCCCCAGGGAGCGAGACUGCCAAGACAAGGCCUUCAGAGGGCAUCCAUGCUUUGGCUCCUUUCUUGGGGGUCCUGAGCCUGAGCCAGGAGGGACCUUGGGACCCAGAGCUGCAUCCUGAAGAGAAAAUUCCAGUCUCUUCUCCAAGGCUGGGAUACCAAGACCUGCUGGCAGCUGUCCUCACUGCGCUCCUCCUGGGAGGCUGGAUUCUCUUCCUCAUGAGGCAGCAGCUGGUGGAGAAGGAGCAGCAGAUUUCCCAGGCACCUGCAGGCCCUCCUGACGCCUCACAGGACACUCAGGCCCAGGCCUCUGAGGCCACCUCACAGGGCCAGAAGAGGCUUCAGAGCCCCUCAGAACAAGCCUUGCCAUCCUCUGACCCUGAAGGAGAGGAGAUGAAGAUGGAAAGACUUACUGAUGCCUCCCCUUCCAGCCAGGCUCCCAAAGCUAAGAGGCAGCUCCAAGAGUCACAUGCAGCCGAGCGGCUCACCGUAGUGGGGAAGAUUUCCUUCAACCCCAAGGAUGUGCUGGGACGCGGGGCAGGUGGCACUUUCGUUUUCCGGGGACAGUUUGAGGGGCGGGCAGUGGCUGUCAAGCGGCUCCUCAGGGAGUGCUUUGGCCUGGUUCGGCGGGAGGUGCAGCUACUGCAGGAGUCUGACCGGCACCCCAACGUACUCCGCUACUUCUGCACCGAGCGGGGCCCCCAAUUCCACUACAUCGCCCUGGAGCUCUGCCAGGCCUCCUUGCAGGAGUAUGUGGAGAACCUUGACCCGGACCGCUGGGGUUUGGAUCCCAAGAUGGUGCUGCAGCAGCUGACAUCCGGCCUGGCCCACCUGCACUCCUUACACAUAGUGCACCGCGACCUGAAGCCAGGCAACAUUCUCAUCGCUGGGCCAGACAGCCAGGGCCGUGGCAGGGUGGUCCUCUCAGACUUUGGCCUCUGCAAGAAGCUGCCUGCCGGCCGCUGCAGCUUCAGCCUCCACUCGGGCAUCCCGGGCACCGAAGGCUGGAUGGCGCCUGAGCUCCUGCAACUCCAUCCCCUAGACAGCCCUACCAGUGCUGUGGACAUUUUCUCUGCGGGCUGUGUGUUCUAUUAUGUGCUGUCGAGCGGCGGCCACCCCUUCGGGGAGAGUCUCUAUCGCCAGGCCAACAUCCUCGAAGGCACUCCCUGUCUGGCCCAUCUGGAGGAAGAGGCCCAUGACAAGGUGGUGGCCCGGGACCUGGUGGAAGCCAUGCUGAGCCCGCUGCCACAGGCCCGCCCCUCCGCCUGCCAGGUGUUGGCCCACCCCCUCUUCUGGAGCAGGGCCAAGCAGCUCCAGUUCUUCCAGGAUGUCAGCGACUGGCUGGAGAAGGAGUCUGAGCAGGGUCCCCUGGUGAUGGCUCUGGAGGCGGAAGGCCGCAAGGUGGUCCGGGACAACUGGCACCAGCACAUCUCCAUGCCACUGCAGACAGAUCUGAGAAGGUUCCGGUCAUACAGGGGGACUUCGGUGAGGGACCUGCUCCGUGCCAUGCGGAAUAAGAAGCACCACUACAGAGAGCUUCCAGCCGAGCUGCGGCAGGCGCUAGGCCAUGUUCCGGACAGCUUCGUCCAGUACUUCACGUGUCGCUUCCCGCGGCUGCUCCUCCACACUCAUCGCACCAUGAGGAGCUGCGCCUCCGAGAGCCUCUUCCUGCCCUACUACCCGCCAGCCUGUGAGCCCAGGGGGCUCUGGCGGGGAGCUGAGGCCACCAGAGGCCUCCACUCCAGCCAGCCCAGAAGCUGGGCCUAUGGCUGAGGCUGGCCUGGCGUAAGGAAGACCGGCAGAGG
This is a messenger RNA of Heterocephalus glaber (naked mole-rat), 2990 nucleotides long. The record is from RefSeq and is a predicted model, not a curated record. NCBI's taxonomy places the organism in Eukaryota, Metazoa, Chordata, Mammalia, Rodentia, Bathyergidae.